This is a messenger RNA of Penicillium vulpinum, 867 nucleotides long. Its product is annotated as OB-fold domain-containing protein. NCBI's taxonomy places the organism in Eukaryota, Fungi, Ascomycota, Eurotiomycetes, Eurotiales, Aspergillaceae. The transcript is spliced from 2 exons. The record is from RefSeq and is a predicted model, not a curated record. Bases 1 to 867 code for a protein of 288 amino acids.
AUGGCAACGGUCAAAAAUGAGAACCUCGUAUUCUACCCCGCGUUCUGCUUCAAGGCGUCACCGACGCACUUUACCUGGGUGAAAAUGAGUGCGGCUGAUGUGCAUCGUCUCCAAACAUCGAGGGACUUUGUGGGCGAAAACAUGUUCUUUUACAACAACCACCCAAUCCAAUUCGUUAGCCUAGUAGGCAUUAUAGUGGCGCGAACUGAUAUUCCAUGGCGCACAAUCCUAACACUAGACGACAGCAGCGGCGCAACAAUCGACAUAGCCGUACUAAAAAAGACUGAACCAAAUCCCAACACCACUAGUCAAAAGACUCCAACCACAGACCCAGAACAAACACCAUGGUCCUCAUUCUCUCUCACAGCACCAACAGCUACCAGUCUCACUAAAACAACACAUAUAACAUCCAAAGAUCGCGCCGAGAUAGAUAUCUCGGCUCUCCAACCAGGAACGCUAGUCCGGGUAAAAGGAACACUGUCGAAAUUCCGCUCGCAAAUGCAAUUACACCUCGAGCGGUUCUGGCUCGUGGGUGAUACGAACGCAGAAAUGCAGUUCUUGGAUACCCGUCUGCGGUUCUUUAUUGAAGUCUUGUCUGUGCCGUGGGUGUUGACUGAUGAGGAGAUUAAGGCGUUGCGCCGUGAUGCUGAGAGGCGUGAUGAGCGCGUGCUGGAGAAUAAGAGGCGCGCAGAGAGGGCUGCGAGGAAAAGGGCCGAGCGCGAGGAAAGACAUGCUAGGGCUAUUGCGCGGCGGUAUGAGAAGGAGGAGGAGGAGAGGGAGAGGCAGCUUGGGGAGGUCAGAAAGGAUGGGGAGAGGGUAAUGAGGAAGUUUGGGUUUAGUCGGCAGGAUGAAAUGGAUUCAACUUGA